Messenger RNA from Bacillus rossius redtenbacheri, 4477 nucleotides. Its product is annotated as probable ATP-dependent RNA helicase DDX5. Lineage: Eukaryota; Metazoa; Arthropoda; Insecta; Phasmatodea; Bacillidae. The record is from RefSeq and is a predicted model, not a curated record. Gene Ontology annotation, cellular component: cytoplasm; ribonucleoprotein complex; nucleus. The transcript is spliced from 12 exons. Gene Ontology annotation, molecular function: RNA helicase activity; RNA binding; ATP binding. The coding region runs from base 243 to 3791 and encodes 1182 amino acids.
GUUGACUCUGGUGGUUGUGCACUAUGGUUGACUUGUAAUAGAACUCGAUUUGUAGAUUCAAUUCGUUUGUUAUUUAUUAUAUGAGACUAUUUCUUCUUCUGUGAGAUAUAAAACUGUUGCUGUCAAUUGUAUUUAAAUAUUGAUUUAUUUGGGUUACAGGUUUACUUUUGACCUAUUUCACAUACAAGGUAGUAGGAUUUAAUAAUCUCACUUGGCAUCUUCGGAAUUUUUCUUGGGAAGCCAUGUUUCGCGACCGCAGCAGGAACAGGGAUCGAGGACGGCGGGGUGGCGGUGGAGGCUUCGGUGACGACCGGGGCGGCGGCCUGGGUAUGGGCGGCGGACUGAAGGGCAAGCAGCCUGGCGAGAGGCUGCGCCGGCCGCGCUGGGACAUGAGCACCCUGCAGCCCUUCCGCAAGGACUUCUACGUACCGCACCCCAACGUGCUUCACAGGCCUAUGGAGGAAGUCAUUCGGUACCGAGCCAGCAAGGAAAUAACUGUGAGUGGACGUGACGUGCCUAACCCGAAUCUCAGCUUUGAGGAAGGGAACUUCCCGGACUACGUGAUGAAUGAGAUCAGGAGGCAAGGCUUCGUUGAGCCCACAGCUAUUCAAGCGCAGGGCUGGCCAAUUGCACUGAGUGGUCGUGACAUGGUUGGAAUAGCCCAGACAGGGUCUGGAAAGACGCUUGCUUACAUCCUGCCAGCGAUCGUCCACAUAAACCACCAGCCGCGCCUGACUCGGGGCGACGGUCCAGUCGCCCUGGUGCUCGCACCGACCCGGGAGUUGGCCCAGCAGAUACAGCAGGUCGCCAAUGACUUUGGGGAGGAGACACAAGUGCGAAACACUUGCGUUUUUGGUGGUGCACCCAAGGGCCCGCAGGCUAGGGACCUGGAGAGGGGAGUGGAGAUCUGCAUCGCCACGCCGGGCCGCCUGAUAGACUUCCUGGAGCGGAGCACCACCAACCUGCGUCGCUGCACCUACCUGGUGCUGGACGAGGCCGACCGCAUGCUGGACAUGGGCUUCGAGCCCCAGAUACGCAAGAUCAUAGAGCAGAUCAGGCCGGACAGACAGGUGUUAAUGUGGUCGGCGACGUGGCCGAAGGAAGUACGCAACCUGGCGGAGGAGUUCCUCACCGACUACAUCCAGAUCAACAUUGGCUCGCUGCAGCUGGCGGCCAACCACAACAUUCUGCAGAUAGUUGACGUGUGCCAGGAGUAUGAGAAAGAGAGCAAGCUAAUGCAGUUGCUGUCCGAAAUUGCUUCGGAGAAGGAGAACAAAACCAUAAUUUUUGUUGAAACCAAAAGAAAGGUGGAUCAGAUAACAAGAAGCAUUGGAAGAUAUGGAUGGCCAGCGAAAAGCAUACAUGGUGACAAAUCUCAACAGGAACGUGAUUUUGUUUUAGCAGAGUUCCGGAAUGGGAAAGCAGCCAUUCUGGUAGCAACCGACGUUGCUGCGCGGGGGCUGGAUGUUGAAGAUGUUAAGUUUGUGAUCAACUUUGACUACCCAUCCUCAUCCGAAGACUACGUUCAUCGUAUUGGUCGUACUGGUCGCUCUCAAAAAACUGGCACUGCUUAUGCCUUCUUCACACCCAGCAAUGCCAAGCAGGCAAACGACCUUAUCUCAGUUUUGCAAGAAGCCAAUCAGGUUGUGAACCCUAAGUUACACGAGAUGGCCGACAUGGCUCGCUCGGGAGGCUUUGGCCGCAGUCGAAAUCGAUGGAGCAGACCAAGUAAUGACCGAGGCGGCCGUGCAGGAGACAGAGACAGGGAGACACCUCGUGGUGGAGACAGGGACAGCAGGGGAGCCACUGGGGAUAAAGGUCUUUCCAGAGGUGGCAGAAAUGAUAGAGACAGAAAUGAUCGCAGCGGGGAGCGUGAUCGUGGACGUGAGCGAGAACGCAGCACCCGUAGACCAUCACGUUUUUCAGAUGCUGGACCCCAACAGAAUGAUGAGAGUGAUUCAGGGGGCUUACCUCCUCCACUGUUAAACCAACCACCCAUGUUGCCGCAGACAGCUCUCUUGGGCAGCGGGCCUGCAACCCAGAAUUCCCUGUUGGGUAAUGCCCCCGGAGCCCAGAAUUCAUUGUUGGGCGGUGCCGCUACUGGAUACCAGAUGAACCAGCCACCACCCUUGCUUGGCAACAAGGUGCAAAACCCUAAUGAGCCAAUAGACAACAGAGGCCCCUCUGGUGGCUUGAUGGAUGUGGAUAACAGGCGGUCUGGUGGCUUGAUGGACAUGAGAGGUCCUCCUGGUGGCCUAUUAGAUAGUGGAAAUCCAGCAGUUGAUAAAGGUGGGCUAAUGGAUGCAAGAGGAAAUAUGGGAAACAGGGGUGGUGGCAUGGACAACAGGAGAGGUGGAAUGUUGGACAAUAGAGGACCUGGAGGAAUGAUAGACAACAGAGGCUUUGGCAUGGACAAUAGAGGACCAGGUGGUAUGAUGGACCACAGAGGACCUGGUGGUAUGAUGGACAACAGAGGACCUGGUGGUAUGAUGGACAACAGAGGACCUGGUGGUAUGAUGGACAACAGAGGGUCUGGUGGUAUGAUGGACAACAGAGGACCUGGUGGUAUGAUGGACAACAGAGGACCUGGUGGUAUGAUGGACAACAGAGGACCUGGUGGUAUGAUGGAAAACAGAGGAGCUGGAGGUUUGUUGAACAGAGGACCUGGUGGUAUGAUGGACAACAGAGGACCUGGAGGUAUGAUGGACAGCAGAGGAACUGGAGGUAUGAUGGACAACAGAGGACCUGGAGGUAUGAUGGACAACAGAGGACCUGGAGGUUUGUUGGACAACAGAGGAGCUGGUGGUAUGAUGGACAACAGAGGACCUGGUGGGAUGAUGGACAACAGAGGACCUGGAGGUUUGUUGGAUCACAGAGGUGGUGGAGGUUUGUUGGACAACAGAGGACCUGGAGGUUUGUUGGACAACAGAGGACCUGGUGGUUUGUUGGACAACAGAGGACCUGGUGGUUUGUUGGACAACAGAGGACCUGGUGGUAUAAUGGAUAACAGAGGACCUGGAGGUUUGUUGAACAACAGAGGACCUGGUGGUAUGAUGGACAACAGAGGACCUGGAGGCAUGUUGGACAACAGAGGACCUGGUGGUAUGAUGGACAACAGAGGACCUGGAGGUAUGAUGGGGAACAGGGGUCAAGGUGGUUUGAUGGAUAACAGAGGUCAAGGUGGUUUGAUGGAUAACAGAGGUCAAGGUGGUUUGAUGGAUAACAGAGGUCAAGGUGGAAUGAUAGAUAACAGAGGUCAAGGUGGAAUGAUGGAUAUGAGAGGUCAGGGUGGCUUGAUGGAUGGAAGAGGCCAGGGUGGUAUGAUGGAUGGUAGGGGUCAGAGUGGCAUGAUGGAUGGAAGAGGCCAGGGUGGAAUGAUGGAUGGAAGAGGCCAGGGUGGUAUGAUGGAUGGUAGGGGCCAGAGUGGCAUGAUGGGAAACAGAGGUCAAGGUGGUAUUUUGGAUAGAAGAUCAGGAGGCAUGAUGGAUAGAGAUGGAAGAGGGUCAUCUGGAAGGAUUAUGGAUAGAGAUGGAAGGGCACCUUCUGGUGGUCUUAUGGGUAAUGCACCACCCAAUUAUGGACAAGGUAGUAGAGAAGGUCCUACUCCUCUGCUUGGCAGCAAACUCGCACCGCCUCCAUUCUUCCAAGGUGGAGGUAAUCCAAACGUUAGCAGUAACCCAGAUCUAGCCAACAGUGCGGCUCUUGGUGGCUUCACUUCACUGAGUCAACUCCAGCAAGUCAUGAAUGGUUUUCCCUUCGGCCAGCCACCCCCACCACCUCCAAGCAACUGAGACUGAGAAUCAUGUGCUGUCAUGCACCUCUUGAAGAUGGGUUGAAAAUGUAUUGUGGGUGUUAUGUCCUCCGCUAAAAUAAAUAGAUAAUUUUUUAUAAUGUUGUUUUUAGGGAACAUGCAAGCACCUUCUCUUAUGGUUGUUUUCAAUUUAGCAAAUUAAUUGGCUUUAAGAUGAAUUGUAAGCCAUAAAGCAGGAGUAACAUUCCAUCCAUAAUGUUUUCAUUGUGUACAAAGUAGUGUUUCUGUACUCUCUAAAGAUUUGUACUAUCAUUUUAACUAAGUUACUUUUUGGUUUUGCUUAAGAAGUUAAAUGCAUCAGUUAUAUCUUGAAGACAGUGGGGAAAAUUGAUAGUGUAACAUUGUAUUUCAUAAUUAUUUGGCCAUCAUUUGUUUGUGUAAAAUUUCAUAGCUAAAUGUGUAAUAAAUUUAGUGAUACUCUUGUUCAGAUAGUUACGCUGUAGAAAGAUAAAUCACUGUAUUGAUAUUAUGAAUUUUUAUUCGUCACUAGUACUAUUGUUACAAUUGUAGCAUAAGUGACAUGUGCAAAGUGUUGGACAUUAACCCUACAAUAAUUAUGAAAUUGAAAUAAAAUUAUUCUUAAAAUUUCAUUACAAAAUGUUAUUUAAAGUUUGAUGUCAGUCUGUGGAUGUUUGAUCAAUAAACGGUGAAGAUUAUAUUUCAUAA